Messenger RNA from Colletotrichum karsti, 1050 nucleotides. Its product is annotated as actin-binding protein. Lineage: Eukaryota; Fungi; Ascomycota; Sordariomycetes; Glomerellales; Glomerellaceae. The transcript is spliced from 2 exons. The record is from RefSeq and is a predicted model, not a curated record. Bases 1 to 1050 code for a protein of 349 amino acids. Gene Ontology annotation, molecular function: tRNA (cytidine-N3)-methyltransferase activity.
AUGGCGUCUCCUGAGGUUCAGACUCCCAAUGGAGUGGACGAGCAAGGCCUCGUUGAGAAGACGGCCAAUCUCCAGGUCUCUGAAGUCAACGGUCAGGAGGGAACACCCGCUCACAGAUCGCACGACCCUGAUCACAACCAGAAGAGAAGCGACCCAUUCCAGUUUGGCAGCCGCUUUCUCAACGAGGGGGAUGAUGCCUUCGAGUUCAACGCUUGGGACCACGUCGAGACUGACGACGCAUACAAGAAGUUCGCUGAGGAACAGUAUGAGAUGCAGCGCCAGUCGCCAGUCUCUGAUUUUGACAGAAACAGACUGAACAACAAUCCCGCGCGGAUGUGGGAUCUCUUCUAUAAGAACAACACGGCCAACUUUUUCAAGAACCGAAAGUGGCUGCAGCAAGAAUUUCCAAUCUUGACCGAGGUGACCAAAGAGGAUGCCGGCAAGACUGUGAUCCUUGAAAUCGGAGCAGGCGCUGGCAACACCGCCUUCCCCAUCACUGAGUUCAACAAGAACCCUAAUCUUAAGAUUCAUGCCUGUGAUUACUCGAAGACGGCCGUAGAGGUCAUGCGAAAACACGAGUCCUACGGCAAAGGUUUCGUGCAGGCCGACGUCUGGGACGUGACGAGUGACGAACUCCCACCUGGACUCGAGGAGGGAACCGUCGACAUUGCUAUUCUCAUUUUCAUCUUUUCUGCCUUGGCUCCAGGUCAAUGGAACAAGGCCGUUUCCAACGUCCACCGACUCCUUAAGCCGGGCGGUCAGGUCUGCUUCCGAGACUAUGGAAGAGGUGAUCUCGCACAGGUUCGCUUCAAGAAAGGCCGUUACCUUGAUGACAAUUUCUACGUGCGCGGUGACGGCACUCGCGUGUACUUCUUCGAGAAGGACGAGCUGGAGAAGAUUUGGUCUGGCGAAACCCAGUCCGAGACAGAGGGUCCGAAAGCCGCGUUCAACGUCGAUGAACUUGGCGUCGACAGGCGCAUGCUCGUGAACAGAGCGCGCAAGUUGAAGAUGUACCGUUGCUGGAUGCAAGGUCGAUUCACGAAGAAAUGA